AUGUUCGAAAUAGAAGAUGAGAUUGCUGGAUUUUACGGCUUUGCAGGAUUUCCCCAGGUCGUUGGGGUAGUCGAUGGCUGUCAUGUGCCCAUAAUGGCUCCCCACGAGAAUAAAGAGGACUAUAUAAACAGAAAAAAGUUUUACUCGAUUAUUGUACAGGGCCUGGUCGACAGUGGUUACUUUUUCAGGGAUGUCUGCAUUGGUUGGCCGGGAAAGGUCCAUGAUGCAAGAGUUUUUAAGAACUCUUUUUUGUAUGAUGCAUGUUCUGCCAGAUCUUUCCUCCCAGUUGCCCUAAGCAAAAGAAUUAAUGGAGGUCCAUUUAUCAUUGGUGAUUCUGUAUAUGGUCUCACGAAUUGGCUGAUGCGGCCAUAUUAUGAUCGAGGCAACAUAACACCAUCUGAAGUUAAGUUCAACAAUGCCCUGAGCAAGACAAGGGUGGUGGUAGAGAAUUCUUUUGGUCGACUGAAGGGUCGCUUUAGGUGCCUAGCCAAACGUCUCGACUUGUCUGUAACCAAUUCUUGUAUCGCGAUUAGUGCAUGCUGUGUGGUCCACAAUUUUUGUGAAACAAUGAAAGAGGAGUUGAAUGACGACUGGUUGACAGGAGUACAGAUCUAUGCUGACAUCCCACAAUGUGAUAGAAAUGCAAGACAAGUUCGGCAAGCUGAAAUUAUCAGAAAUGCGAUACAAGACUUCAUUGCCUAG
Actinia tenebrosa (Australian red waratah sea anemone) is the source of this 702-nucleotide messenger RNA. RefSeq names its product putative nuclease HARBI1. Lineage: Eukaryota; Metazoa; Cnidaria; Anthozoa; Actiniaria; Actiniidae. The record is from RefSeq and is a predicted model, not a curated record.